AUGUGUCAAGCUCUGAGUUCGGAAUUGCUAACUGAAUAAAUUGAUAAGAAAGUCAAUAGAAUCUCUUAGUAAACUAAUCUAUCCAAGAUGUAUCAAGAUUUAAUAGACGAGAAGAUGAUUUUGGAAACGAAAAUUGAAAACCUAGAAAAUUAGUUAGAAUCCUAUUAAAACAAAUAAUUUACCAUUAGUUAUGCACCGUCGAUUAAAUCAGUGUAUGAGAAGAGAUUGCAUGUUAUGAAACAAGGAUUAUUGCAUUGGAAAACAAGAACUUAGUAAAUUGAACAAAUUGUGCUUUAAUGGAUUCAAAAAUUAAAAUAAGAAAAUUAAUAGUUAAAAAGAUAACUCAUAAAGAAACAGGAUAAGAUGUUUCUUGUGUUUGAAAAUUUGCUACGAGAAAUAUAUCAACAAUUUGAAUAGGAUAAAUAUGUCCAAAUGGAAGAAAUCAAAAAACUGCAAGAAUAGAAAGUUGAUGACAAAGUUAAAAUCACAAAGCUCAGAUCAACUAUUUAAUAGUAAACAAAAACUAAAAAAAGAUGA
Molecule: messenger RNA, 537 nt
Organism: Paramecium tetraurelia
Lineage: Eukaryota; Ciliophora; Oligohymenophorea; Peniculida; Parameciidae
Exons: 2
Source: RefSeq, a predicted model, not a curated record